AUGAAGCCGCAUCACAACAACAAUGAUAUUCAAGAUGAUGUGAUGCCGCAGACAAGCACAAAUGGCAGGCGUGAUGAAGACAGCACUUCGCAAUCCGACAAAUCUGGACCUGCAGUAACGGAACCAGCAGCACGGCUCUCAGGAAAUCCCCAAGACAUUAUCUGUGGACGUGGUCUUCACAUCAUGAGUCACCUUGGAAACAUCAGGUUGCACAGUAUUGUCAAUAGACAUCGUCAGACCUACCAAGUAGCGUCCCGUCGAGAAAAGGCUGCUCUAGCACAGCGCAUAGUCGACGAGAUCAAGAGUACCGGAUCAAGAUUCAUCCGUCGUGCAGGGGAUGGUAGGGAUGAUGAAUGGAUAGAAGUGGACAACGAGACCGCCUACAAAAAGGUUGGACACGCUUUGCGUCUCAGAAAGACAUUUCCACAACAAAAAAGCCCCCAAGCACGACCGGUACAAGAAAUCCCACAACACCAAGAUUCGAAUAUUGGCUUAUCAAAUGGUACAAUGUCGACAGCCUUGCAGCAGGUCAUUGGCAUGACGGUAGCAGUCCCACAUAAUGUUACGGUACAUCAUCCAUUUACGCAGCCUGCUUUCUCUGCACCUGAUUCAUGGCACCCGCUGCUACGGAAUCAGUUGAAUCCCAUUGGACCAAUGCUGGGAUUGCAACAUCAGCCACAAAUGCCAUCUCCACCUGCCGUCAAUGAAUAUGUAGGAUGGACAAGAAAGUUGUUGCCAGAGUUUGGUUUUGAUGCAACGACGAUCGUCGAACCGCACCUUACCAAUGUCUUGUCUAGAUCAACGUGCACCUUGACAGAUGCCUUCAUCUAG
Messenger RNA from Cylindrotheca closterium, 831 nucleotides. The record is from the annotation of a GenBank genome assembly. Lineage: Eukaryota; Bacillariophyta; Bacillariophyceae; Bacillariales; Bacillariaceae.